Dioscorea cayenensis subsp. rotundata (Guinea yam) is the source of this 5876-nucleotide messenger RNA. Its product is annotated as histone acetyltransferase HAC1-like. The record is from RefSeq and is a predicted model, not a curated record. Gene Ontology annotation, biological process: positive regulation of transcription by RNA polymerase II. NCBI's taxonomy places the organism in Eukaryota, Viridiplantae, Streptophyta, Magnoliopsida, Dioscoreales, Dioscoreaceae. Gene Ontology annotation, cellular component: histone acetyltransferase complex; transcription regulator complex. The transcript has 17 exons. Bases 351 to 5540 code for a protein of 1729 amino acids. Gene Ontology annotation, molecular function: transcription coactivator activity; chromatin DNA binding; zinc ion binding.
AGGAGAAAUAGAACAGCACGAUACCGAAGAAGCCCUGUUACCAAAAUUUGGAGCCCUCGUUUGGUCGCGAUUCGAAGACACAGCGAAGAAGAAGAGAGAAAUCGAGACGAAUUGAUACAAGAGAGGAAGGAAUUGAGCCAAGGAGAGGAUCAGCAUCGAUAUCGGUUUCCAAGGAGGAGGAAUCUCAAGUCUUCUUCCCGCGGUGUUGGAGUUCAUGGUGUUGCUCUGGAUCUCGGUGCUUUGAUUUCUUUAAGCUUCGAUCAGAAUCCAGCCGGGCGUCAGCCGGCAGCGGUGGCUUUUGGUUCUGAGCUCAUGCUUCAUUGUGUUAGAAGUGGACAAGGUGGAGCAGGAUGAAUGCUCAGGCACACUUGUCUGGACGUAUCUCUGGGCAGGUGCCUAAUCAGCCUUCCCAGAUGCAUAACUUUGGAGGACAUAACUUGGAUCCUGAUCUCUCAGCAAAACGCAAUCUCGUUUAUGAUCAUAUCCUCAAAUGGUUCCAAAGGAAGAGUCCUGAUGCAAAUGCAAAUUUUGCAACUCUUGCAACCAAGUUUGAGGAUUUGCUUUUUAGGACUGCUGCUUCAAAGGAGGAUUACAUGAACAUGGGUGGACGUGCAAUUGAACUUCGUAUGCAAGCUUUAGCAAAAUCAACAAAUAACAGCCAACUCAAUGCCCACCGUUUUUCGUCAUCUUCUGCUGUCAGCACUAUGAUCCCCACACCAGGUAUGGCCCAAACCAGCAGCACAAACUCCGUAGUUUGGCCUGCAGACAACUCUAUAAUCAGUACCAGUGGUGCUGCCAUGGUGGUGCCAACUACUGUCAACACAGGGAGUAUACUACCAGUUGCAAGUGGAGUAGGAAGUGUUGGAACUGCUGCCACCUCCAAUGUGUUGGAUGGACAAGUUCCUAAUGGGUACCGGAAGGUAUCGGUCAAUUCUCAUUUUGGUUCUGGAGGGAAUACUCUUAUGCCACAGCAAUCAACACAAAUGAUCCCUACUCCUGGGUUAAAUAAUUUUCAGCCAGUGACUGCCCAUCCUGAAUUUUCAAGUGGAGGUGGGUUUUUGAGUAACGAAGCUUCUGUUUCGCUGCAACCACAGCUUAAACAGUAUGUUGGAAGUCAAACAGGGCGUAACUUUCAUGCUCCUCUAACCCAAGUGGGCAUCAAAAUGAGGUCAAAUAUGUACCAGAAGCCUCCUACUUAUGAGUUUUCGAAUGGGCUUAUGAAUGGCAGUUUGGGCUUAAGCGGAACUAACUUGCAAGUAGUAAAUGGAUCCACAACAUCAGAUGGAUACUUAAGUGCUGUUCCAUAUGGUACUCCUGAACGUUUACAGGAGCAUUUCGAUCAGCAACAACAUCAGACAAUGCUACCAACUUCAUUACCCCAACAAGUAACAUCUACGCCUGGUGAUGUAUAUGGAAUGGGUGCUGUUGAUCCCCUAGGUCCAGGGAAUCUGUAUGGCUCAUCUGUUGCAUCUGUGUUCAAUCACCAAAAUAUUAAUCCUGCAAGCUUGCAAUCCAAAUCAAAAACAAGCUUCACAAUGCAAAGUCAAAAUGCAGGUUUGCAGUCAAUUCAGCAGGUUGCAAAACCUCAAAUUCCUGAUCAAUCACAAAAAAUGAAUCCCCAAAUAUCUCAUUCAACUGGAGAACAGCUGCUGUCAUCUCAACACCAGUUACAAAAGUUUCAACACCAACAAUUUCAGCAACAACCGAGUCAGUCUUAUACCCAUCCUAUACAGCAUCAGCAGGAACAGCUAGGACAGCAACACCAGCAACUCAUGUCAAAGGUUGAUACUUUGAAACAUUCGUCCAUGGUCUCUAAUUUUGGAAGGCAGCUCACACCUGGUUGCACUAAUGACUUGCAUCACGAAUUAUUGCCCAAUCAACCUGCAGAGCAUCUUCACCUUUCAAAGUUUCAAAAUCAGUGUGAGCGGAGGACAUCAUCUAGCAACCAAUUUGGAGGUUCCCAGUUGCUUGGUCACUUGUCAAGCACCCAUGAUUCUCCACAGCCAGUUACACAAGAUCCACAGCAAGUUUCUGAAUCUCAAAAUGAUGUUCACUGUUUAUCCACUGGAUCACAACCUGAUGUGCCCUCACGAAACCAUUGGCGCCCUCAGCUGCUUCAAAAAUCCCACAUUCUGGAUAUAUCUCCAUUGGAGCAGCAGAUUAAGGAAGAAUUCAAUCAGAGAAUAACAGGCCGAGAUGAAGCUCAGCAAUCUCAUAUUUCCUUGGAUGGUUGCGGUACUGGUUCUGGUGGUGCUACUAAGGUUGUUGCAAUGCAACAACUUUCAGGUAAACUGGCUCCUGGCCCUGGAAGCACGAAACGUGAACGGGAUUUUCAUAACCAGAGGAGGUGGUUACUGCUUGUGUUGCAUGCACGCUCAUGUCGGACCCCAAAAGGUGAAUGCCAAGAUAUUUGCAGUAAAGUUCAAAAGCUAUGUGCGCAUAUGGGUAGGUGUAAAUCCAGUGAAUGUGAAGUCGCUUAUUGUGAGAGUACCAAGAAAGUUUUUGGACAUUUCGUUUCCUGCCGGUGUGCCGAUUGUCCUGUUUGUGCUCCUGUACGCUCUUAUAUAGCACGUGAACACGCUCGGGCUAAUUGUAACUCAGCAGAACAGAUGACUGACUCUAGGAGAAUAGACAAUUCUGGUGAUGCUGAUAGAAUAUCCAUCAUUAAUGUCCCACCUGUGGAAACAUCUACCGAUCUGCAAGCCUUACCGAAACGCAUGAAGGUGGAACAUGAUUCACAGUCCCUUGUUCCCAAACAAGAAACCACUCCAGUUCCUGUUCAGCUUGUAAACCAUAGUCAAGAUUCUCCAGAGACUCAAUUUCAAGGGUGUGAAGCACCCAACACAUCUGUAUCUAUUAAAUCGGAGAUCUCAGAAAUGAAUCUUGAUACUCCCACUAGUCCUGGGUGUGAUAAUGCGCCGAUUUUUAACAACUUGACAGAUGGUUUUUUGGAGAAUGCACAUAGAACACGGCCUGAUCUCAAACAUGAUCUUAAAUCUGUUGGUCCAGUUAACUUUGAUGACCAUGGAAGGCGAGAAACCAUCCUUGAAGGUAAGGAGCCUGAUCAGGCCAAGAUAGAAACUAAUAAUCAUGAACCAAAUGCUCAAGCAAAUGAUACUGCAGUUGGAAAUAAAUCAGGCAAACCAAAGAUAAAAGGUGUAUCCUUGACUGAAUUAUUUACUCCGGAGCAAGUGCGGGAACAUAUUGUCAGUCUGAGGCGGUGGGUUGGCCAGAGCAAAGCGAAGGCUGAAAAGAAUCAAGCUAUGGAGCAUUCAAUGAGUGACAAUGCAUGCCAGUUGUGUGCUGUUGAAAAGCUUACGUUUGAACCUCCUCCUAUUUAUUGUUCACCAUGUGGUGCUCGCAUAAAACGAAAUGCUAUGUACUAUACUGUGGGAACUGGUGAUACCAGGCAUUGCUUCUGUACUCUAUGCUACAAUGAGGCCCGUGGUGACAGUAUUGAGGUGGAUGGUUCAACAUUUCCUAAGAUAAGGCUUGAGAAAAAGAAAAAUGAUGAAGAGACAGAGGAGUGGUGGGUUCAAUGUGAUAAAUGCGAAGCAUGGCAACAUCAAAUAUGUGCUCUUUUUAAUGGUCGAAGAAAUGAUGGUGGCCAAGCAGAAUACACUUGCCCAAACUGCUUUAUGGAUGAGGUAGCGAGAGGAGAGCGUAUGCCACUACCACAGAGUGCGGUUCUUGGAGCAAAAGAUUUGCCAAGAACUAUACUGAGUGAUCACAUAGAACAACGACUGUUUAGACGGCUGAAGCAGGAGAGGCAAGAUAGAGCAAGGAAUUUGGGGAAAAGUUAUGAUGAGGUACCUGGGGCAGAAGCACUUGUUGUCAGAGUUGUAUCAUCAGUUGACAAGAAAUUGGAAGUGAAGCAGCGCUUUCUGGAAAUUUUCCAGGAAGAAAAUUACCCAACAGAAUUCCCCUACAAAUCUAAAGUUAUAUUGUUGUUCCAGAAGAUAGAAGGUGUAGAAGUAUGCCUUUUUGGCAUGUACGUCCAGGAGUUUGGUUCAGAGUGCCAAUUUCCAAACCAGCGCCGUGUUUAUCUUUCAUAUCUGGAUUCUGUGAAAUACUUCAGACCUGAAAUAAAAACUGUAACUGGGGAAGCUCUGCGAACUUUUGUUUAUCAUGAAAUCCUGAUUGGUUAUCUUGAAUAUUGCAAAAGACGUGGGUUCACUAGUUGCUACAUAUGGGCAUGUCCUCCUCUAAAAGGCGAGGAUUAUAUUUUGUAUUGCCAUCCUGAGAUUCAGAAAACACCCAAGUCUGACAAGCUUCGGGAGUGGUACUUAUCAAUGCUGCGGAAAGCUACCAAGGAAAAUAUCGUUGUUGAUCUCACAAAUUUAUAUGAUCAUUUCUUUGUUCAUGUUGGCGAGUGCAAGGCUAAGAUAACUGCCGCGCGUUUACCUUAUUUUGAUGGAGAUUAUUGGCCUGGCGCAGCAGAAGAUAUGAUCAACCAACUUAGGCAAGAAGAGGAUGGUAGGAAGCAGCAAAAGAAAGGAAAAAUCAAGAAGCUUAUCUCAAAAAGAGCUCUGAAAGCUGCCGGGCAUGCUGAUCUUUCGGGAAAUGCUUCUAAGGAUGCUCUUCUGAUGCAAAAGCUUGGUGAAACCAUUCAUCCGAUGAAGGAAGAUUUUAUUAUGGUCCAUUUACAGCAUGCUUGCGCACAUUGCUGCUUACUUAUGGUAUCUGGAAUUCGUUGGGUUUGCAAUCAAUGCAAAAACUUCCAACUUUGUGACAAGUGUCAUGAUACUGAGCAAAGAAUAGAAGAGAGAGAUAGGCAUCCCAUCAACAGUAGAGAGAAGCACAUGCUCUGUCCGGUUGAAAUCAAUGAUGUGGCCCUGGAUACUAAAGAUAAAGAUGAAAUCCUAGAAAGUGAGUUUUUUGACACAAGGCAGGCUUUCCUCAGCCUUUGUCAAGGAAAUCAUUAUCAAUAUGACACUCUACGUCGUGCAAAGCACUCCUCGAUGAUGGUCUUAUAUCACCUCCACAAUCCGACUGCACCGGCCUUUGUCACGACAUGCAAUAUCUGCUAUCAUGAUAUUGAAACUGGUCAAGGUUGGCGUUGUGAAAUUUGUCCCGAUUUUGAUGUAUGUAAUUCUUGCUAUCAGAAAGAUGGUGGUCCUGAUCAUCCUCAUAAAUUGACAAAUCAUCCUUCUUUGGCGGAGCGUGAUGCACAAAAUAAAGAAGCUCGACAAAAGAGGGUUUUACAGCUGAGGAAAAUGCUUGAUCUUCUGGUUCAUGCUUCUCAAUGCCGCUCUCCUCAUUGCCAAUACCCUAAUUGCCGAAAAGUCAAAGGUCUUUUCCGUCAUGGCAUACAAUGUAAAACACGUGCUUCUGGUGGCUGCCCUCUUUGUAAAAAGAUGUGGUAUCUCCUUCAGCUCCAUGCCCGGGCAUGUAAAGUGUCUGAAUGCCAUGUGCCGCGUUGCAAGGAUUUGAAGGAGCAUUUGAAGAGGUUGCAGCAGCAAUCUGAUUCUCGUCGCAGGGCUGCAGUGAUGGAGAUGAUGAGGCAACGAGCCGCAGAAGUCGCAGGGAAUGCUGAGUAGCUAUUUGUACAGCCAGAUAUCCUUGUUUUCUUUAUUUGGAUAAAAGAUUGAAGGGAAAAGGCCCAAGGAAUUGGACCUUCUGAAGAAAGAUAGUAAGUGUGCAGCAGUGUGAGAGAAAAUUGUUGCAUGGUGCUCAGGGCAACAGAUAGUGUUGAUCUUCUCGUUCUCUUUGAUGCUAACAGCCAUUUUUGAGCAGAAAUGGCUACUCUUCAGUCUUGACCUAGUAGAUGAUUCUUUGAUUUAUCCAUCUAUUGUGUGGCCACCUAGCCUACUGGGGGCACUUGUAGCAUAAACAGUCAUAAUUUGUCAAUUAUUAGUGCAAAACAUGUUCAAUUA